Messenger RNA from Xenopus laevis (African clawed frog), 2970 nucleotides. RefSeq names its product NXPE family member 3-like (gene nxpe3l.2.L). The transcript has 7 exons. The record is from RefSeq and is a predicted model, not a curated record. The coding region runs from base 530 to 1921 and encodes 463 amino acids. Lineage: Eukaryota; Metazoa; Chordata; Amphibia; Anura; Pipidae.
ACCAGUAAUAACCAUCUCAUUAGCAUUUCCAUAGCAUGUGAUUCUCUACAGAAACGGGGAGGGGUUGUUCCCUUGUUGACCACAACAGAAACCUUCUAGUAUUACUAAUCUUUUGUUGGGCACUGAAACUUGACUUUGGGUUUAAACAGUACAUGGACCCUAUGUACUCAUGUAAUGGGCUGGAGGUCCAAUAAGACUCAAAACCACAGAACAAUGAUGAAGUCCCCAGUGGAAAAAGAAUUAAUUGAGGUUAUAUAGGCUUAUGGUGGACAUAAGAAAGGGCUGAUGGAAAUUGUCCCAGACCAGGGUGUAGGCACUCCAGGAGAUCCUCUGGUACUGGCAGGCUAUCCAAGCCUGUAUAUAUGAGCAGCAAGCUAGACCUUCAUCAGAAAUCCACAUGGGAACCUUCCAUUAUCUGCCCACCAACAGCUCUACAGAGUUGUACUGCAGCUUCAAGCAUCCUCAGAAACGAGAGAGAAAGAGAGAGAGAGAGAGAGAGAGCAGAAGAUGAUAAGUAUCAACUACCCUCAUGGGCACAGUGAGAAGGACACAGAUUUCUUCUAUUUGUCUCCUCUGUCUGCUCUUCAUUGCUGGGUUUGCCUACAGAUCUCUGUGGAUGAAACUUCCUUCUGACCCUAAUUUUGGGAUGAAUUCGCCCUCCUGCAAUAAUCUUGGCCCUGCUUCACUGGAGCAAGAACUUCAUGUCCUGAUGAAGGCGAUUGAGUGGCCUGAGCCUCCAGGUCCCAUAGAUUAUGAAUUCUCCACCAGUCCAUUUAAAACAGAGUUCCACAUGCCAUUUCCACGUGCCACAUAUUAUGUUGGAGAGUAUGUGGAAGUUCUAAUCACAGCUCGGGACCAACGUGGCCAACCAAAAACUUAUGGAGGGGAUUAUUUCCAGGCCAAACUGCACUCCCCAAAGCUGAAAGCAGGAGUCACCGGCUCAGUCACAGACCAUAGAAACGGCACCUACACGGCCUCCUUCUUGCUGCUCUGGCCGGGACAAGUGGAGAUCUCCAUAAGACUUGUCCAUUCCAGUGAGGCCAUAGCCAUCCUCAAAGAUAAGAGGGAGACUCGUCCUGACAAGGUCUCCUAUUUUGGAUACUUUUAUGGAACCAGUGAAAAGACAGAGUGUAAUGUGGAGCUCUUGGGACCUAAUGUCUGUGAAUAUAAUGACAUCUAUACCGGGGAGUCGUGGUUCUGCAAACGCCCAAAACAAAUCUCCUGCAGUGCGUAUAAAGGGCACUCAAUGGCUGGCAACCGUAACGUUCUCACUGCCAGAGAAGCAAAGUUCCUAAAUCAGUCUGUAAGAGAAAAACUGAUUUCAUCCAAAGUUGGAGCAUUCAUUGUCUUACAUCCAAAAAACAAGACAGCUCUGCAGAAACAAGACAUCUUUGGAAAAUCUCCAGUCCCCCAGUUGGCAAUAGACACAACACAUAAGUUUGUAGUGCAGUGGCAGGUCCACCAGAAACCAGUGACCAUGCAGUAUAUUGAUAAGGAGGAGUUGCAUUACAUUGCCAAUGACCUGGACAAGAUCGGGGGCAGCAAAGAAGGACUGGUAAUUGUUAUAAACUGCCUAGCGCAUUUCGUCUCAUUCUCAAACAAAUUUUAUGUGCGAAGGCUCCUUACCAUACGGGACGCUGUGCUUCGACUAGUGCAGCGCAAUCCACUAGUCAAGGUCUUCAUCAAGUCUGGUAACACUGGAUACUUGUAUUCCCAUGGCAGUGAUUGGCUGUCCCUUCAGUUGGACCUGAUAAUGAGGGCCAUGUUCUCUAGUCUGCCUGUUACUAUACUGGAUGCUUGGCAAAUAACCUCCUGCCAUUAUGAACCACAGCUCCUGCAUCCUGGACCAGUUAUUGUCAAGAAUCAGAUUGACUUAAUGUUGUCUUUUAUUUGUCCAACAGAUGAAGAAACUACUUCUUAAUAUAGUUCUGUUCAUAGCACAAUAUCAGUUUUAGUCAUUUACAGGUAUAAGCUCAAAGAAGCCUUCUUCUUCAUCAAAUUCCCUUCUUCGGUCAAAAGAGUUGAGAAUGGUGCUUGGGAUUCGUUUCUCCAGAAUGUUUGGUUGGGCAGUACAGAAGCACGAACUUUGCAGAGAUUUCUAGUUUUUUAAAAAACCCUACUGGUCCCGCUAGCCCUACUAGUUAGUUGUACUUUUAAUUUACAGCUGCAGUUAAACCGAUAGAAAGAAUGCACAACACAAUACGAGCUGGCAGAAAGGUCCAAAAAUGUAUUUAAUUGAUUGUAAAAGAAAGAUAUUAUUACAACAGAAUCAGAAAACCACUCAAAUAUAUCAACAGAAAAUAAAGGAAAGAAGAGGUUGUCUAUGCCCAAGGCAAAGCUGUAGUGCUACAUGGUUGGUUGGAGGAGAAAGCAAAUAUUAUGGUCGUGGAAACUUAAUUACUGGAGACCACCCAAAAAGAAGUUAAUUUGACACGAGCUGCAUGAAUUCUGAACUCACCAAGAAUCAAAAUACCAAACAAUGGAAAAACAGGGUGUUUAUAGAGUUUUCAUGGUCACCACUUGUAAGAAACUGAUCCUAGAAAAUUACAUUGUAGUUCUAAACUCAAGGACAUGGUUAAACUGAUCCAUAAAUGUCUUGAUACAACACUAACAACGUAAGGGGGCAACAAUGCUGCGGGUGAAAAUGUCAAUAUCUACCUUACUAUUAACCUUUUCCAAGCUUGUUGGGAUAUUUAUCCAUCUCUCUCUUAGCUUUUCCUAGCUAUUAUUUUCUUUGUCUUCAAAUGUUUUUUUAUUGGGUUUCUCAAUAGAACACGCCUUACUUGAAGCAAAUACCAUACAGCAAAUUAAUGAACAAAAAUGAAAGCUUAACAUGGCUAUAGAUGGAGUAAAUAAAUUGUACUAUUUUUUUUUGAAAGGUAUUUAUUUAUUCACAUUCAAAACAUAACACACAACAUAAAAGUAUAUGUCAGGUAACAUAGGCAGUGAUCAUAAUACUUCGAGGUCUCG